Molecule: messenger RNA, 1004 nt
Organism: Ceratosolen solmsi marchali
Lineage: Eukaryota; Metazoa; Arthropoda; Insecta; Hymenoptera; Agaonidae
Gene: Zip102B
Product: Zinc/iron regulated transporter-related protein 102B
Exons: 5
Coding region: 108-968 (286 amino acids)
Biological process (GO): zinc ion transport; transmembrane transport
Cellular component (GO): membrane
Molecular function (GO): metal ion transmembrane transporter activity
Source: RefSeq, a predicted model, not a curated record
CUGUUUGUUUUUGUGAUUUUAAUGCUUGCUGAUAUAAAAUUAAGCCGCUGUACGAGCCCAGUGCCCGGGGAGUGAGGGAUUAAAAUAGGCUGUAGGUAGCAUUUGAAAUGAUGGAUGAGACGACGGUGCUGUGGACGCUGGUACUGGUGAUGCUGGGAGGUUCCUAUUUGGCUGGUUCUUUGCCACUUGUUAUGAAUUUGUCAGAGGACAAAUUGCAGUUAGUAUCGGUUCUUGGUGCUGGACUUCUCGUUGGAACUGCAUUGGCUGUGAUUAUUCCUGAAGGCAUUAGGGCAUUAUUCAGUGGCGCUGUAAAUACUGCAACACCUACGCACGAUACAUACGUGCCUUCGUUUUCAGCCGAUCUUCACAGUUUAAUAGGACUGAGCCUGGUGCUCGGCUUUAUAUUCAUGCUAUUGAUCGAUCAAUGUUCGACAAAAAGAAGCGGCGGCCAAGAAAGAAGUAUGACGGCCACGCUAGGUCUCGUGGUUCAUGCAGCAGCCGACGGCGUUGCUUUAGGAGCCGCGGCGACGACGUCGCAGGCUGAUGUCGAGGCUAUUGUCUUUUUGGCAAUUAUGUUGCAUAAAGCUCCGGCCGCAUUUGGACUCGUGUCAUUUCUUCUUCACGAAGGUGUAGAAAGAAAGAGAAUACAGAGGCACCUGUUAAUAUUUUCAUUAUCUGCUCCAUGCUUGGCUUUAAUUACAUAUUUUGGAAUUGGAAAGGAGGGCAAAGAAACCCUUAGCAGUGUAAAUGCUACUGGAUUAGCAAUGUUAUUUAGCGCUGGAACAUUUUUGUAUGUCGCAACCGUACACGUACUGCCAGAACUGAUGACUAGAAACAGUAAAACUUAUUCUCAUUUACCAACCGACAUCGCUACAUCACCUUCUUUUGGUUUGAAAUUCAAGGAAAUUGUAGCCUUGGUCAUAGGCUCGUUUUUGCCUGCACUCAUUACGACGGGACAUCAUCAUUAAACCGAUUUACCUUUAUUUUCAUAAAAUUUCAUAAUC